Molecule: messenger RNA, 789 nt
Organism: Penicillium brevicompactum
Lineage: Eukaryota; Fungi; Ascomycota; Eurotiomycetes; Eurotiales; Aspergillaceae
Exons: 3
Coding region: 1-789 (262 amino acids)
Source: RefSeq, a predicted model, not a curated record
AUGCAUCAGAAUGUAGUGCUGCACACGCAAUUGCGUCGAUGCUUGCCUUCAAGGCUACCGAUUGGUGUCCGACACAGCUUGGGAGUGCGGUUUAAGUCGCAAGUGCCACGUCCGUCGCAAAAGCAUAUCUCGGCUGUUCCCAAAGAAAAAGCCGCUGCACCCGAGUCUGCGGUUCAGAGAACAUUACACACCCCGAAGACAAGCACGCGAAAUGGACCUCCGGAGCGGAUCCUAGUCUACUACGGCGGCACGGGCCGAGCUAUCUUUCUGGGAACCCUUCGCAUUUCGACGGUGCUUCUUUUCGGCGCUGCCUGCUUGAUCGUUGCGCCGGAAUGCGCCGUGGCUGAUUACCCGUGGUAUAGUGUACCAGGAGUGAUUGCCGCCGGCGCUCUUCCAAUGCUGUUUGUCUCAUAUACAGCGGCGCCGUAUGUGAAUUUCAUCCAUCUGGCAUUGCCGGCAUUUGCCCGGAAGUCCCGCGAGGCCGCCGCGCAGUACGCCAAGGAGCUGCCACCCACAGCCGUUUUGUAUCUCACCAGCAUGCGGUUCAACACCAUUCCUCGCCAGACAACUGUGCGCAUUGGAGACCUGGUUCCAACCAAAGAUGUUCUACGACCUGUCACCUUUCAAAACCUGAACCCCAUGCCGCAUCGCUGGUGGCAAGGCAAGACGCCGACCCAGUUCUAUACCGAUGCUAGCAGCAAACCUGGAAGACAAACAUCGGCCUUUUUCCCGGAAUUGUGGAAUGACAUUUAUCAACAUAUCCAGAAGGCGAAGCCGCGUUCGCUUUAG